AUGAGUCCAGUAUUCGAACCAAAUGCAAAAAAAUACUUCAUGCAACCUAUUUCAGGUCUUUUUUUAAGACAGCCCUACGCGGGGCUCGAACCCGCAGCCUUGAGAUUAAAAGUCUCACGCUCUACCAUUGAGCUAGCAAGGCUUUUUGAUGUUGUGCUAAUUUGCUUUAUUACUCAGAUCAUAAGACUUAAUAGCUCGUGACCAAAACUGACUUCAUAACUCAAAGAAUUACAUUUUUAUUAAAGGCCUCAAAUGUAUCUAAUAAUUGAAAUUUUAAAUUUGAUAUAUUAAAAUUAACGGAACAAUAUUCAUUUAAAUUAUUUAUUGAUUGUAUAAUUAUAAAUAAUUUAUCAUAUCCAUUAAGUUUAUUAUCAUUAAGUAUUUAUUUAGCUUUAAAAACUACAAGAUUACCAUUAUUAAUUAGUGAAACAAAUGAUGAAGAAAUUGCUAAAUUACCUACAUUUUCAGAUGACUGGAAUGAUUCAAAAUAUUUAAUUGAAUUAUCAAAAAAUGGGAAAUUUCAACCUCCAAUUUUUAUAACAUUGGGAAUAAUUGGAAAUAAUUUAAUAUUUGAUCCUUCACAAGAAGAAGAAACCGUAUUGGAGAAUGGAUUAAUAAUAAGUUUCUAUAAUAAUAAAGUAAUAACACCAAUAUCAAAUACAAAUUUUGCAUUAAAUUCAAAUAAUUCAAAUUUUAAAGGAUUAAAUAAGAAAAUUAUAAUUGGAGCUUUAAGUUUGGGUAAUAAAUAUUGUCCAAUAAUAUUAGAAGCAUUAGAUAAUUUAAUAGAAGAAGAUAUCAAUGAUAAUGAUGGAAAUAUGUUUUAA
Insectozyma verbasci is the source of this 824-nucleotide messenger RNA. The record is from the annotation of a GenBank genome assembly. NCBI's taxonomy places the organism in Eukaryota, Fungi, Ascomycota, Pichiomycetes, Serinales, Debaryomycetaceae.